AUGGCUGCCGACGACGUGUCUGACAAGGCACACGAGGCCGCGGCCAGCAGCGCCUCCGAGAAGGCCAACGAUGCGCCCGCACCCGCAGGUGCACCGGCUUCCAAGGCCGCCUCGAGCCAUGCCGACGAGUCGUCUGACGAGAAGCGCGCUCCCGCCAAGGCGUCCGGCCAGGCCAGCCCUCUAGAUCUCGAAAAAGCCGACUCCCGCGUCGUCAAAGUCCCGGAUCCGGCCGAGAAUGUCGACCUAUACGCCCAUCUGCCCGCCGACGAGGCCGCCAUCCUCCGCCUCCAGGUUGACACCGCCACCGUCAAGGUCGGCUUCGGCACUCUCUACCGCUACUCCACCCGCGUGGACAUUGCCAUCCUGAUCGUGUCUGCCAUCUGUGCCAUUGCCUCGGGUGCUGCGCUGCCCCUCAUGACGGUCAUCUUUGGUAACCUACAGGGCAGCUUCCAGGGCUUCUUCAACGGCCAGGUCGGCCGGGAGGCCUUCAUGAGCAAACUGUCCCAUCUCGUGCUCUACUUCGUCUACCUGGCCAUCGGCGAGUUCGUCACCACCUACAUCUCCACCGUCGGCUUCAUCUAUACUGGCGAACACAUCAGCGGCAAAAUUCGCGAGCACUACCUCGACAGCUGCAUGCGCCAGAACAUUGGCUUCUUCGACAAGCUCGGCGCUGGUGAGGUCACCACCCGCAUCACCGCCGACACCAACUUGAUCCAGGAGGGUAUCUCCGAAAAGGUCGGCUUGACACUGUCUGCCAUGGCCACCUUUGUCACAGCGUUCGUCAUUGGCUUCGUGGAGUACUGGAAGAUGACGCUGAUCCUCGUGUCUACGCUCGUGGCUCUUGUUCUUGUCAUGGGCGGUGGCUCGCGCUUCAUUGUCAAGUACGGCAAGGAGUCCGUUAACGCCUAUGCCGAGGGCGGCAGCGUCGCCGAGGAAGUCCUGAGCUCCAUCCGCAAUUGUGUCGCCUUUGGCACCCAGGACCGUCUUGCCAAGCAGUACGACAUCUACCUGACUCGUGCCGAGAAGGCCGGUUUCCGUGUCAAGUCCAGCUUGGGCAUGCUCAUUGCCGGCAUGAUGCUGGUUCUGUACCUCAACUACGGCCUGGCCUUCUACGUCGGCUCCAACUUCUUGCUCGACGGCACCAUCCCCCUGUCCAAGGUCCUGAUCAUCAUGAUGGCUGUUAUGAUCGGUGCCUUCAACCUCGGCAACGUCGCGCCCAACCUGCAGGCUUUCACCACAGGCCUGGCUGCCGCCGCCAAGAUCUACAACACAAUCGACCGCAUCUCGUGCCUGGAUCCCUCGUCCGACGAAGGCGACAAGAUUGAAAACCUUCAGGGCACAAUUCGCUUGGACCACGUCAAGCACAUUUAUCCGUCACGUCCCGAGGUCGUUGUAAUGGAGGACAUCUCACUCGUUAUUCCCGCUGGCAAGACCACCGCGCUCGUCGGUGCUUCUGGCUCAGGCAAGUCGACCAUUGUUGGCCUGGUUGAGCGUUUCUACAACCCUGUUCAGGGUACUGUGUACCUCGACGACCACGACAUCAGCAAACUGAACCUUCGCUGGCUGCGCCAGAACAUUGCUCUGGUGCAGCAGGAACCCGUUCUGUUCGGCACCACAAUUUUCAACAACAUCGCCCACGGUCUGAUUGGCAGCAAGCAUGAGCACGUCAGCGACGAGGAGAAACGUGAGCUCAUCAUUGGCGCCGCCAAGAAGGCCAAUGCCCACGACUUUGUCACAGCCCUGCCAGAGGGAUACGAGACAAACGUCGGCGAGCGCGGUUUCCUGCUCUCUGGUGGCCAGAAACAGCGUAUUGCCAUUGCCCGUGCUAUCGUCUCAGAUCCCAAGAUCUUGCUGCUGGACGAGGCCACCUCUGCUCUCGAUACCCGCUCUGAAGGUGUCGUCCAGGCGGCCUUGGACGUCGCCUCCGAGGGUCGCACCACCAUCACCAUUGCCCACCGUCUCAGCACCAUCAAGGAUGCCCACAACAUUGUCGUCAUGUCUCAAGGCCGCAUCGUCGAGCAGGGUACGCACAACGAGCUGAUUGAAGCUCGUGGUGCGUACUUCAACCUGGUCAGCGCGCAGAGCAUUGAGGUCGUCAACGACGUCAAGUCUGAGGACGACGAAGCCAUCGACGCCGAGAUGGAUGCCCACCUUAUCCGCACGAUCUCGUCUGCCAACAAGGAUGGUGCUGCCAAUGCCUCUGCGUCCUCUUCUGGUCCCGCGGCUGACGCUGCGUCUGGCAAAGAUGUCGAGGCUGGCUACCUGGCCGAUCCUGAUGACAACAUCAAGGAAAAGUUACAGCGCUCGAGCACCCGCAAGUCCGUUUCCAGCAUUGCCGCCCAGGCGCGCAAGUCUGAGGAGGCAGAGACCAAAUAUGGACUCGGUACUCUCAUCAAGCUGAUUGCCUCGUUUAACAAACAUGAGUGGAAGCUCAUGCUCGUUGCCCUGUUAUUCUCCAUCAUAUGCGGUGGCGGCAAUCCAACCCAAUCCGUCUUCUUCGCCAAGGAAAUCAGCACGCUCUCUGUCAUCAUCACCCCCGCCAACCGGGACCAGGUGGCCCACGAUGCCCGCUUCUGGUGUCUCAUGUUCCUGAUGCUUGCCAUUGUCAUCUUUAUUGCCUACAGUGUGCAAGGUAUCAUCUUCGCCCGGUGCUCUGAGAGACUAGUUCACCGCGCCCGCGACCGUGCCUUCCGCACCAUGCUUCGCCAGGACAUUGCCUUCUUUGACAAGGACGAGAACACCUCGGGUGCUUUGACGUCGUUCCUGUCUACCGAGGUCACGCACGUUGCUGGUCUCAGCGGUGCCACACUCGGCACCAUUCUUUCGGUGACGACCACGCUGGUUGCCGCCCUGACUGUAUCCAUCAUUAUUGGAUGGAAGCUUGCGCUCGUCUGUACCGCCACCAUUCCCCUGCUGCUCGGAUGCGGUUUCUUCCGCUUCUGGAUGCUUGCCCACUACCGCGAGCGUGCCAAGAAGGCCUACGAGAGCUCGGCCAGCUAUGCCUCGGAGGCCAUCACGGCCAUCCGCACCGUCGCCUCCCUGACCCGCGAGGAGGAUGUCCUCCUCCACUACCGUGAGAACCUCGCUGAUCAGCUGAAGUCGUCGACCCGCUCGAUUCUCAAAUCGUCGUCGCUCUAUGCGGCAUCGCAGUCUUUGACUUUCCUCGUUCUUGCCCUCGGUUUCUGGUAUGGCGGUAAGCUGCUCUCCGAAGGCGAGUACACCAUGUUCAGCUUCUUCCUCGUUUUCCAGUCCGUCAUAUUCGGCGCUCAGUCUGCCGGUACGGUCUUCUCCUUCGCCCCCGACAUGGGCAAGGCGAAGCAUGCCAGUGCCGAACUUUUGAAACUAUUCGACAACAAGGUUGUCAUUGACUCGUGGUCUGAGUCGGGUGCACCCGUCACGUCCCAUGAGCACAUUGAGUUCCGUGACGUCCAUUUCCGCUAUCCGACUCGCCUGGAGCAGCCCGUUCUGCGUGGCCUGGACCUGAGCAUAGAGCCUGGCCAAUACAUUGCCCUGGUCGGUGCCUCUGGUUGUGGAAAGUCCACCACGAUUGCACUGCUAGAGCGUUUCUACGACCCGCUUGCCGGCGGCAUCUACCUCGACGGCAAGGAGAUCAGCACCCUGAAUGUCAACGAGUACCGCAAGGGUAUUGCGCUGGUGUCACAGGAACCGACUCUGUACAUGGGUACCAUCAAGGAGAACAUCCUGCUCGGUGCCAUUGAUGAUAAGCAAGUGUCGGAUGCCGACGUCGAGUUUGCGUGCCGCGAAGCCAACAUCUACGACUUUAUCAUGAGCUUGCCAGACGGGUUCAACACCCUGGUCGGUAGCAAGGGUACCCUGUUGAGUGGUGGUCAGAAGCAGCGCAUCGCCAUUGCGCGUGCCCUGAUCCGUGAUCCCAAGAUCCUUCUCCUCGACGAAGCCACAUCCGCACUCGACAGCGAGAGUGAAAAGGUUGUGCAGGCUGCUCUGGACAAGGCCGCCAAGGGCCGCACGACCAUUGCCGUCGCCCAUCGUCUGUCUACAAUCCAGAAGGCCGACAUCAUCUACGUGUUCGACCAGGGCCGCAUUGUCGAGAAGGGCACCCACACCGAGCUGAUGCACCGCAACGGUCGGUACGCCGAGCUCGUCAACCUCCAAAGCCUAGGCAAGAACCACUGA
Messenger RNA from Sporothrix brasiliensis 5110, 4155 nucleotides. RefSeq names its product ATP-binding protein cassette, subfamily B (MDR/TAP), member 1. Bases 1 to 4155 code for a protein of 1384 amino acids. Lineage: Eukaryota; Fungi; Ascomycota; Sordariomycetes; Ophiostomatales; Ophiostomataceae. Gene Ontology annotation, biological process: transmembrane transport. The transcript has 2 exons. Gene Ontology annotation, molecular function: ATP binding; ATP hydrolysis activity; ABC-type transporter activity. The record is from RefSeq and is a predicted model, not a curated record. Gene Ontology annotation, cellular component: membrane.